This is a messenger RNA of Acyrthosiphon pisum (pea aphid), 2075 nucleotides long. RefSeq names its product DNA mismatch repair ATPase Mlh1 (gene Mlh1). Gene Ontology annotation, cellular component: MutLalpha complex. The record is from RefSeq and is a predicted model, not a curated record. The coding region runs from base 1 to 1872 and encodes 623 amino acids. The transcript has 12 exons. Lineage: Eukaryota; Metazoa; Arthropoda; Insecta; Hemiptera; Aphididae. Gene Ontology annotation, biological process: mismatch repair. Gene Ontology annotation, molecular function: ATP-dependent DNA damage sensor activity; ATP binding; ATP hydrolysis activity.
AUGAUACGGAAUCAUACAAUACAAGACAAUGGCACUGGUAUUCGCACUGAGGAUUUGGGUAUUGUAUGUGAACGGUUUACUACCAGUAAAUUACAGCAAUUUGAAGAUUUGACUAAAAUAUCUACUUAUGGAUUUCGAGGUGAAGCGUUGGCUAGCAUAAGUCAUGUUGCUCAUUUGACAAUUACUACAAAAACCAAUGGAGCUCUUUGUGCUUACAAAGGAUUGUACAAAGAUGGCAAAUUAAAAGCUCCACCUAAAUCUUGUGCUGGUAAUGUUGGAACCAUAAUAACUGUUGAAGAUUUGUUCCAUAAUAUUGCUACAAGGAAAAAAUCAAUGAAAAGUUUUAAUGAAGAACAUUUGAAAGUUGUUGAAGUUGUGAGUCGAUAUGCUAUACAUAAUCCUUUGGUUGGGUUUACAGUAAAAAAACAAGGUGAAUUAUUGACCGAAGUAAAAACAAAUCAAGGUUCUACUCAUAUUGAUAAUAUUCAAGCUAUUUAUGGCUCAGCAAUAUCUAGAGCUUUGUUAGAAGUAAAUGAUAAUUGUAAUAUUCUUAAAGUUAAAAUUAAAGGCUAUGUGUCAAAUCCAAAUUUUUCAGCAAAGAAACAGAUUUUUAUAUUAUUCAUAAAUGAUCGUUUGGUUGAUUCCCAAGGAUUGAGAAAAGCUGUGGAUCAAGUAUACAGCAUUUAUUUAGCUAAAGGAUCACAUCCGUUCAUAUACCUAAGUUUAAACUUGGAUCCAAUGAAUGUUGAUGUCAAUGUGCAUCCAACAAAACAUGAAGUUCAUUUUUUACAUGAGGAUAAAGUUAUUGAUAAAGUUGUUGAUGCAAUUCAAGAUAAACUUUCUGGUACUAAUACAUCAAGAACAUUCUAUACUCAAACGAGGUUGCCAAUGUCUAGUGAUACAUUAAUAGAUAAAUCUAAUGAAAAUAUAGAAAUUAAAGAAAGUCAAAAAUUAAAGUUAGCAAAUUCCACAAAUGUUUCACAAAAUAAAAUGGUUAGAACAGAUUGUGCUGAACAAAAAAUUGACAAGUUCUUAAACACAAGUAAUAGUAAUAAUAGCACAUUAAUGUUGCCGAAAUCAAAGACUAAUGAUGUUAUUACCCGACGGGAAAUAAAACUGACCAGCGUGUUAUCUUUACGUAAAGAAAUUGAAAACCGCUGCAGUGACACCUUACAAACAAUUUUUCAGAAUCACAAGUAUGUUGGUGCAGCUUCUCCUACCUGGUCAUUAUUUCAACAUGAUACAAACCUAUACAUUUGUAAUUCUAAUAAUGUGUUACAAGAAAUGUUUUAUCAAAUUAUGGUGUACGAAUUUGGAAAUUUUGGUGUUAUAAAAUUUUCAAAUGCAUUAUCUAUUUAUGAGUUGAUAAUGAUUGCAUUAGAACUAUCAGAAUCUGGAUAUCAAGGAAAUGAGGAUAAACCAAAAGAAGAAUUAGCUCAUGAUGCUACUGAGAUAUUGACAUCUAGAACUUUAAUGUUAAAUGACUAUUUUUCCAUUGAAAUUGAUAAUGAUGCAAAUAUUUUGUCAAUACCCUUAUUGUUAGAGGGAUUUCUUCCAGAUUUAGAUGGACUACCAUUAUAUUUAUUACGUUUAGCUAGCGAAGUUGAUUGGUCCAGUGAAAAGCAAUGUUUUCUUGAUUUUUGUCGUGAAACAGCUAGAUUUUACAUAUUGCAUCCAUGGAAACAACAAUGUGGUGACAAUGAUGAUAUAUCAGAUGCUGCGCCUGACAGAAACUGGGCUUGGAGUUUAGAACAUGUGCUAUAUCCAUCUUUGCGAAAAUCAUUUCAACCUCCAAGACAUUUUUUGGAAGAUGGCACGUUAUUGCAAAUAGCUAGUUUACCUGAUAUGUACAAAGUAUUUGAGCGUUGUUAAUACAAUAACACAGUAUAUCAUUAUAACAGUUUAUUUUUUUUUUACUUAAAUAUAUGUUUUAACUCUUAGGUUUUGUAAAAAUAUUAUUUAUUUAUUGUUUAACUAAACCAUUUCUGAUUUCUAUAAACAAAAGAAUAUGUAUUAAAUAAAAUUUGAAACAUGAAAUCAAACAAGAAAAAUAUCAAUAACGAUGAAAAUAUUAA